AUGUUUUCCUUCAUAAUAGACAAGGAUACCGAUUUGUCAAAUGUGGAGAAGCUGCAGCACCUGCGUUCCUGCCUGAAAGGACCAGCACUAGACACUAUUUCGUCUCUAGAGCUCACGCACGCCAGCUAUCCCAUCGCGCUAGACCUCCUUGAUAAGCGUUUUAAUAACAAACGUUUAAUUUUUCAGGCGCAUGUCACGGACAUUCUGGGUGUUCCGCGCGUAGAGUCUUCGUCUGUGUCGCAACUUCGGUCUUUGUCGGACACUGUGAAUGCUAAUCUUCGGGCUUUGCAGAGUAUGGGAACAAUGGAGCAGAUUGCAGACUGUAUCUUGAUACACAGCCUGCUGCAGAAGGUGGAAAGCGCUACGCAAGCCAAGUGGGAGGAAACGUCAUCGCUGGACAGCAUACCCACAAGCCAACAAUUCACCGCUUUUCUGGUGCAAAGAUGUCAGAAGUUGGAGAAUCGGGAGCAUGCUAUGCCAAUACCCUCGCCCACGGAACCCGUUGUCUCUACAUUCCCGCACCCUGAAGCGCAGCCACAGUCCUCAGCUGCCUCUCUGGUUGCACAGAACUCUUGCAGGGAUGUUGUGCUCUUAGCCACUACAGUUGUUCUGCUAAGGGAUCGUGCUGGAUCGCUCGUACCAUGUCGGGCACUCUUGGACUCCGGAUCACAAAUGCACCUUAUAACCUCCAGCCUCGCCCAACAACUUAGACUGAAAAGGACCAUGUCGUCGGCCGCAGUAUCGGGUCUUGGGGAUUCCAGUUUUGUAUGGGAGGGCUAUACUGUGGGACUCAACUUGCAGUCCCAAGCCUCUGACUACAGUACCAGUUUCGUCGCGUUGGUAGCUCCCACAAUCACCGAGCAGCAGCCCAGCUUUUCAGUUGACGUUUCUGGUUGGAAAAUUCUGCCGAAUUUACCAUUGGCAGAUCCGCAGUUCUUCAGGCCACAGCGUAUUGACCUGCUCAUUGGGGCUAGCCUAUUCUUCGAGCUGCUGUGCAUUGGCCAAAUCAAAUUGGAUGUUGGCUUGCCAUCGCUUCAGAAGACUCGCCUUGGAUGGGUGGUUUCAGGAGGUGGUCAGCAAACGCGUAGGACAGCUUUACUUGGGGCUCAGGCCUCAUCUGACGCCAGGCAGGAGUCUCUUGAUCAAGUGGAACUGUUACUGAGGCGUUUCUGGGAGGUAGAAAGUUCCACUGAAGAUUCGGUGAUGGUCAAGCAGGAGGAUGUCGAUUGUGAAGAUCACUUCAAAGCAAAUUUCUCGCGCCUGUCAUCUGAAGAGUUUACCGUGAAGCUGCCCAUCAAGAAAAGUUUGGAGAUCUUGGGCGACUCAUACACGCAAGCAUAUCGGCGGUUCCUCAACUUGGAGCGGAAACUUAAGCGUCAUCCGCAGCUGAAGGCUCAGUACGCAUCUUUCAUUAGGGAGUACCAAGAGCUUAAUCAAAUGUCGUUGGUGGAAUCAGAACUGCUCAGUCGUUGUCGCUAUUUUCUACCGCAUCAUUGCGUGUUUAAGGAGGACAGCACGACCACAAUCGAACACGUCCCGCAGUUCGAUAGAUCUGCCACAACAUCAACAGGUUUUUCGUUAAACGAGGUCCUAAUGGCGGGGCCUACUAUCCAGCCAAAGCUGCUACAUACGCUGCUUCGUUUUCGUACGUUCCUCAUUGCGCUGACUGGUGACAUUUGCAAGAUGUACAGGUGUGUCCGAGUAUCUGAGCCGGACAAUUACCUGCAGUGCAUCUUAUGGAGGGAUUCCCCUCACGAGGAUGUGAAGGCGUUCAAGCUCGACACCGUAACAUAUGGAACCAAACCGGCUUCCUAUCUUGCAAUUCGUUCCAUGCUCCAAUUGGCAGAAGAAGAGAGGACUGCAUUUCCCAUUGGCUCGGAAGUGUUGACCUCCAAUUUCUAUGCCGACGAUUUGAUGAUUGGAGGAGGAUCAGUAGAGGAAGUGCGCGAAAAGAUGAGGCAGACAUCCCAGUUAUUGGCUCGGGGAAGGUUCCCAAUUCGGAAAUGGUGCUCCAACGUCCCUGGCGUACUUGAGGGAAUUCCUGACAAGGAUAAGGAAACGCUGCUAAGUACCCACGCAGCUGCCAUCAAAGCCGACGAAGCGUUCAAUGUUGUCAACGAUUGCUCGUUUUUAUGA
Messenger RNA from Drosophila obscura, 2136 nucleotides. RefSeq lists its product as uncharacterized. The record is from RefSeq and is a predicted model, not a curated record. Lineage: Eukaryota; Metazoa; Arthropoda; Insecta; Diptera; Drosophilidae. The transcript has 3 exons. Bases 1 to 2136 code for a protein of 711 amino acids.